CUUUUACACACGCAAAAUACCGCCCUUCCAAAUUCCCCCCCCUUUUUUUUUUCCUUCCUUCCUUUCUUGCUGCUUCUUCUUCUUCUUCUUCCCCCUUCGCGGUUUAGGGUUUCUUCUUCAUCCCUUCCCAUGUUGCAGGGUCUCCUUCAUUUUUCUUCUUAAUUCUCAAUCUCAAUCUCCACUGCUGUAGGGUUUCUUUUUCCUCCAUGGCUCUAAUCACCUUUUCUCUGAAGUUCUCUAGAUUCGCUGAAUCUUGACUUCACUUUUGAGGCAUUGAGUCAAGCAAUAUUUGGUUGAUCUGUUUCUUGAGCCAAGUGGAAAACAUGUACAAUGAAGGAGCCAACCCUGAAUUUAUUUUUGAUCAGGGUGUUUAUUAUCCUACUGCCGCCAAUUAUGGUUAUUACUGUACAGGAUUUGAAUCACCUGGCGAAUGGGAGGACCAUUCUCGGAUUUUUGGUUUAGAUGGUCCAGAUGUCCAAUACGCAGGUGCUCAAAAUGAGAAUUCAUCUUAUGUAUAUUAUACGCCAAGCUAUGGAUAUGCACAGUCUCAAUACAAUCCGUAUAAUCCUUACAUACAUGGUGCUAUGAUAGGACCAGAUGGUCCAUAUCUAGGAGCCCAACAGUUUUACACCAUUCCUUCUUAUGACAGCUCCGUUACUUCUCCUGCAUAUGUCCCCGUUAUUGUUCAGCCAGAUAUUGUCCCCAAUAGUUCCAUUGACUUGAUUGACCCUUCAAUUAAUAGAUCUAAUGGAAAUGGAAGAAUGCAAAAAAAUGAGAGUUCUGGAAGCUUUUCUAGGAACCACUCUAAACCUGCUUUAGACCAGAGAAAUUCUUUGGCAAGGUUAUCAGAAGUGCCAAGAGCUAAUGUUGGUCCAAGUAAGCAAAGUGGAACACUUGGUAGCAUUUCUGCUGGUGGUCAUGCUGGAUCAGUUUCAUCACGUGUUUUUCAGGGUAGGGGUGCUUAUGGGUCAAUUCAACCAGUAGAUGACAUAUCAAAUGGAAAGGUUGUUUCUCAACAUAGUCAAUUGAGAGGACCUCAUCCUAUCAAUAAUGCCUUUUCUGACUUUCGAUCAAGUGCUCAUGGACAGGCUGCGAUUGCUAAAUUUCAGCCUAAGGUUCAAGUUGGUAGAGUUCUGGAUAGUGCAAAUGCUAGUUCAGAUGCAUUAAGUGAGCAGAAUCGAGGACCUAGAAUCAGCAGAUCUAAAGCCCAACUGGCUCUGAAAGCCUACACAACCAAGGCUGGAGAUGGUAAUGCAGAUGGAAACAUUAUUAUCUACACAGAUCAGUAUAAUAAGGAUGAUUUUCCUAUUGAAUACACGGAUGCAAAAUUUUUUGUAAUAAAAUCUUACAGUGAGGAUGAUGUCCACAAGAGCAUUAAGUAUAAUGUUUGGUCAUCUACUCCCAAUGGGAAUAAGAAACUUAAUAUUGCAUAUGAAGAUGCUCGGAGAAUAGUUUCAGCAAAAUCAAGAAGCUGUCCUGUAUUCCUUUUCUUCUCUGUCAAUGCAAGUGGUCAGUUCUGUGGUGUAGCAGAGAUGGUUGGCCCUGUGGACUUCAACAGGGAUAUGGAUUUUUGGCAGCAGGAUAAAUGGAAUGGAAGUUUCCCUGUUAAGUGGCACAUAAUCAAAGACGUUCCGAACAACAACUUUAGGCAUGUCAUUUUGGAAAAUAAUGAAAAUAAACCUGUUACUAAUAGCAGAGAUACCCAAGAGAUUCCGCUCAAAAAAGGUCUGGAGAUGCUUAAGUUAUUCAAGAGCCAUACAUUAAAGACUUCUUUACUUGACGACUUCAUUUAUUAUGAAAACCGUCAGAAGAUCAUGCAGGAAGAGAAAGCGCGGUUGGUUAUUAGAAGGCUCGAGCGUCCCUAUUUUGUACCUGCAUUAGAUCAUACUCGACAGCUAAAUUGUGUUGUUGAGCUGCCUUUGAGAGAGGAUAAGAAUCUCAACAAGGCCAAUGAUGGUCCAAGGGUGUUGGAAAGGAAUGCAGCCUCAAGAGCUGAACAGCAAGUCUACUCAAACCCUGGUAAUGCUGGUGCUGUGGUAGUGAAGGAAAGUCCGAAACCCAAUGCCGAAGAGAAAGUUGACGUUACAUCGACAUUGAAGAUGGAAUCACUUGAAAUCAGCCCGAAAGUGGUUGAAAAUCCUUUAGGGGGUGCUACACCCGCUGCUGCUAGUGAUACAAAUUCCAAAAACCAUACUGAAGUUGUCACUGUAGGAUCAAUGCCAAUCAAAGUUAACGGAUAUAAUACUGAAACUUCGGGUGUUUUGACCGUGGGAACGAUUCCGCUCGAUCCUAAAGCCCUGCAGCUUGACAAAGAAGAUGCGUUCCCCAAUAACGGGUCUCAACACAAAUGAUGGAAAUAUAGUAAAAACGAGUAUACUGGAAUGUUUCUGGGCGGUCUCAGGAAAAAAAAAAAAAAAGGAAAAAAAAGGAAAAAAAAAGGAAAAAAAAGGGUCCCAUGGUUUACUUGAUUUGAAGAUGCUAUUUGGUAUUUCUUGGUUAUCACAAUUAUCUUCGUUUAUUUGGGCAAUGUUCUGAUGUAGUAAUUGGUGGUUUUUUUUUAAUGGGUUUCUUCUUUGUGCCAUGUUGAUGUUUACUAAAAUCAAUUGAAAAUUUCCAAAUGUAUUAUCAGCUCUGCUUUCUUCA
Messenger RNA from Cucumis melo (muskmelon), 2643 nucleotides. RefSeq names its product YTH domain-containing protein ECT4. Bases 324 to 2351 code for a protein of 675 amino acids. Gene Ontology annotation, cellular component: cytoplasm. The record is from RefSeq and is a predicted model, not a curated record. NCBI's taxonomy places the organism in Eukaryota, Viridiplantae, Streptophyta, Magnoliopsida, Cucurbitales, Cucurbitaceae. Gene Ontology annotation, biological process: mRNA destabilization. The transcript is spliced from 7 exons. Gene Ontology annotation, molecular function: mRNA binding.